UAUUCUGAAAGAUGUAAAUUUGCCUGGAGCUAUAUUUCAAAAGAAAACAAAUUAUUUACCCAUAAUGUCAAGUAGAGCCGUACCUUCGAGGCGGACAGCGUCUUCGGACUACGAUGGACUAGAUAAAAGGAAUUGGAAAUUGAUUGCUUUUCGCUGGAUUAUCUUAAUAUUCGCUAUUAUCUGUAUCUAUUGCAACAUUAGCGAUAUGAUUUACGACAGCGGGAUAAUCAGUCAAUACGCAGAUAUCCCGGAAUGUGGUUUUGUAAAAUUUGAAAUAAUGGUGGUCGUGGUAAGUGUCUUAAUGCUAAUCACGAUGGCUGUAGGAUGGGGCUUGGUGCUCAAGCAGCAGCUAGUGACAUUGCGCUCUUACCUUACGUUUCUGUUCAUAUUUAGCUGGCUGCACCUGAUGAUAAUUCUCGUGCUGACACAGCGUUAUCCCCUUGUCCAUGAGAUCCACAGAAAAUGGAAAAAUGGAGAAAGCAUCAACACGUACGAGAUCAUGUACAAUUGCUGUGGUGUGUUUGGCCCGGAUGAUUAUCUGCUGAUAUAUGGCAAAUUGCCAAGCAGCUGCUUCGGCAAUGGCACCAUGGAGUCCAAGGAUCUUUAUUACAAUGGCUGCCUGAAUAAAAAUGAUAUAGAGUCCACCAUCGUACGCGUGGAGCUGCUCACGUCAUUAUUACAGUUAAUUUACUGCAUUUUGUUGUUGUGUUUUUAUUUGUUUCUGAAUCAAAUCAAAGCGCCGCAGCGUAGCCUUCGCGACUUGUGGAAAGACCGCAUCAUACUCUAGGUUUUCCUUACUUCGUUUUUUUUCGUGUCUCAAGCAACAAAUUGAAUUUGCAUUUGCAAGACAAAUUGGAUGGCAUUGAAAUUGGCAAUGGGUUGGGCAUUGGCAGCAGGGCUUACACUUCUCAUAUUUCACCAACAGCUGCAAUCAAUAACGAUAAACACUCGAGUGUCUGGCCAAAGCGAAAUCCUGCUCGGAGCCCUUGUCCGAGCGUACGCUCUGCAUAUGCAUGAGCCAAUAAAGAAAUCAACAAAGGCGAAU
Messenger RNA from Drosophila montana, 1045 nucleotides. It is a transcript of the gene Tsp66A, whose product is annotated as Tetraspanin 66A. The record is from RefSeq and is a predicted model, not a curated record. The transcript is spliced from 5 exons. Bases 65 to 787 code for a protein of 240 amino acids. NCBI's taxonomy places the organism in Eukaryota, Metazoa, Arthropoda, Insecta, Diptera, Drosophilidae. Gene Ontology annotation, cellular component: membrane.